AAACAGAGCUAGCCUUUAUUUGUUAAUUUAAUUAAUUUCAAGUAAUACUAAGUUGUUUAAUGAAUAUAUUGUAUUAGAACCUAAUAAAUCGUUCAAGAUGGAUGUAUUUGACAAGUUAAAUGAGUUUCUAAGCAAUGAAGAUGAAUCGUUCAAGUAUGAUUCUGUCGACAUGACAGAUGACUCAAUAGUUCAGGAUAAAAUAGAAGUUCCACAACAAAACGAGAAUUUAAGCCAAAAUAGUUCGAAAAGCACUCAGUCACAAGAAAAUUCACAAAAAUUAAGAAGAUCCAAGCGAGGUCGAGCAUCACAAAACAGCAGUAACGAUGACAUAUUGGAUCUAACAAAUGAAUUUGCUUACCCAACACACGGUGGGAAGAAGAAGAACCGAAGAAAACUAGCUGAUGAGAUUCCAACAAUUGUCAUUGAGGAACAAAUCGAUUUAAGUAAUAUUGUGACACCUGAUUCAAGCCUAAACACCAGCAAUGCUAGUUCAACUUCGGGACGUGGUGGAAAAAAAGGAAGGAAACCAAAAGCACCAAGAAAAGUCUCAUAUAAGAAGGCAAUGGAACUUUUAUCAGCACCAAUUCCAGAGCCUAUUUCAAAGCAGCCAUCAAAUGAAUUUAUUCCACAAGCUUCAUCUACACAAAGAACGCGAUCAAGCGAUUAUGCUGUAGACUUAACAGGCGAUGUAGAAAUGGGCGAUAUACACAACAAAAAUCCAAUAUUCCAAAAAGUUGAUAUAGUCAAAGAAAAAGUUGAGAGUGCUUCUCAAGAAAGAUUCAGUUUGGGACUGGAUGAUGACAUAGACUUGAUCUACGUCAAUGUAAAGAUUAAAGGGAAGAUUAAGAAGUAUCGAUUUAAAGCAGAUCAACGAUUUUAUGAUUUAUUUAAGUUGAUUGGAGAAGAUCAGGACCUUCCAGCUAGCAAUGUAGUUUUAUUCAUUGGAGAAAAGAGAAUUCAUCCAGAGGAUACGCCCGAUUCUAUUAACCAUCGUGUCUCAUUCAUCUAUACUUGUCGUUUUACGGAUUCAUCAAACUUGCAAGUUAACAAAAAAGACAAAAUUGAGAUAAAGUUCCAGUCAGAUAAAUGGAAAAAGCCAAUAUCACUUAAAGUUUCACGUUUUGAGUCAUUUCUUUCACACAUUCAGUUGCUGUGCAAAGAAGUCAAUUUUAAGCCUGAACAGUUUUCACUUAAAUUUGAUGGUGAUGAUAUUGAUAUGAAAAAUUCAGCUAUAGAACUCGAAUUUGAAGGUGGAGAGAUCAUCGACUGUCGUGUUAAGACUUAAUGUUUUUAUAUAUUUUUUUUUCAUUCCUUGUUAUACUCAGUUUCUGUUAAAAAGAGCAAUUUUUAAAAGAAAUAAAGCUUUACUUACGAUCA
Chironomus riparius is the source of this 1377-nucleotide messenger RNA. Lineage: Eukaryota; Metazoa; Arthropoda; Insecta; Diptera; Chironomidae. The record is from the annotation of a GenBank genome assembly.